UUUCCCCGCCCACCCGGCUUACUUCAGCACUCCCAUCCAUCCCAAAACCCGCUGAAACCCAACACACCCCCGAGACAUCCGAGAUCCGAUCGCAACGAUUCAGGCGCGAGCCGAGCCAUGAGGCGGUCACGAUGAACGAACCGAAUCCUGUACAAACCUACCGAUCACCCCAUCCACCGCACGUCACCCCCAACCACAAGCUCCCGCCUCCGACCUGCGUGAAGACCUGGUCUGUUGCCAGAGCUGUGGCUGCGGCGGUGGCGGCAGCGGCGGACGGGCAAUGCAGCAUUGCAGCUUUUUAUUCUCUCUAUUUUAAUCUUGCAGCUUUUUCAUCAUUCCUGUUUUUAUUUAUAACGACAAAACGAUCAUGCUUUCAUUUCUUUCCCUCAUGUGGGCUCGGCUUUGCAUAUACAGAAGAGCCUCGCUUCUCCUUUCUCAUGAACGCAACACAACCAAAGGGCAGGACUUGCAAAACAUUCGCACAGCACAGCAUGCACUCUCUCAGCCAGCCCCCUUUGCUCGCGUUGUUUUCUUCAUUUGCAGGCGCGCAUUGCAUUGCAUUGCUUUGGCAUGUAUGGGGCUUUGUUGAGGGAGGGGAUGGCAUUGUUUGAAGAAGCUUGUCUCCUCGGGGCUUGUGGCAUUUCUCUAUUCUUUUCUUCCUUC
Molecule: messenger RNA, 663 nt
Organism: Lasiosphaeria miniovina
Lineage: Eukaryota; Fungi; Ascomycota; Sordariomycetes; Sordariales; Lasiosphaeriaceae
Exons: 1
Coding region: 132-611 (159 amino acids)
Source: RefSeq, a predicted model, not a curated record